Messenger RNA from Durio zibethinus, 2459 nucleotides. RefSeq names its product auxin response factor 17-like. Gene Ontology annotation, biological process: regulation of DNA-templated transcription; response to hormone. NCBI's taxonomy places the organism in Eukaryota, Viridiplantae, Streptophyta, Magnoliopsida, Malvales, Malvaceae. The record is from RefSeq and is a predicted model, not a curated record. Gene Ontology annotation, cellular component: nucleus. Gene Ontology annotation, molecular function: DNA binding.
ACCAGUCAAAUAUGGCUUUUUUGGCUUUUUCUCUCCUUUUUCUCCUAAUGCCAACACAAUUUGGCUUCGUGCCAGGUUCUCAACGGAACUCUCAAUUUCCUUUCACACUCACCUCAGACACACCUAAAAACACUAUAAAAACAGAAAACAAAGUCAGAAAGACUCAGACUAUGCCCUUUUUCAACAUGCCCUGAUCUUUUUUUUUUCUUGUCCCUUUUGAAUUUCCUCUUCCUUUUCUCAAAACCCUAAGCGGGCCAAUGCCUCCCCCACAGCCUCCUACGCGACCGGAGCUCUGCCACGUCGAUUCCAGGAUCUGGCAAGCUUGCGCCGGCUCUUCCGUUCAAAUCCCCACCGUUAAUUCUAGGGUUUACUACUUUCCUCAAGGCCACAUGGAACAGGCCUGCGGUUCCACUCAGUUACUCCCUUCUCUCCUACUCUCUAGACCUCUUAUUCCUUGCAUUAUCUCCGAAGUUCAUUGCCUCGCCGAUGCAAAAACCGACGAAGCCUUCGCUAAACUCAUCCUCGUCCCUGUCGAACCUUCUAGACUUCCCAAUCAAUUUCUAGAUAUCAACGGUGAAGAUGAAGGUUCUGAUAAGGUCGUGUCGUUUGCGAAGAUUUUAACGCCGUCCGAUGCCAACAAUGGCGGUGGCUUCUCCGUCCCGCGGUUUUGCGCUGACUCUAUUUUCCCGCCUCUUGACUACAAUGCUGAGCCCCCGGUUCAGACUCUUUCGAUCACCGACGUCCGCGGCGGCGUCUGGGAGUUUCGCCACAUUUACCGAGGAACGCCACGUCGGCAUCUGCUCACCACAGGAUGGAGCAAGUUCGUUAAUCAAAAGAAGCUCAUCGCUGGCGAUUCUGUUGUCUUCAUGAGGGACUGUAAUGGGAAAAUGUUUAUUGGAGUCCGGCGAGCGAUGAAGCGAGGAGAAGCCCGCGGGUAUUCUGGGAGGUGGAGAGAGCCAAAUGAUGGAGGAGCAAUGAAAGGGGAAGGAAGGGGGAGGAUGACGUUGGAAGCGGUCGCAGAAUCGGCGGAGAGGGCGGCGAGUGGAUUGCCAUUCGAGGUUGUGUACUAUCCUCGGGACGGUUGGGCUGAUUUCGUGGUGAGGGCGCAGUUGGUGGAGGCUGGACUAAAUACAUUCUGGGCUGAAGGGACAAGAGUGAAGAUGGCGGUUGAGACGGAGGAUUCGUCACGAAUGACGUGGUUGCAAGGGACUGUUAUGUCUGCUGCUGUAGCGGAUUCUGGCCCCUGGAUUGGCUCUCCUUGGCGAAUGCUUCAGGUUGCAUGGGAUGAACCUGAAGUUCUCCAGAAUGCAAGCAGAGUGAGCCCAUGGCAAGUUGAAAUUGUUUCCUCCUCGCCACUUCAUUCCUCAUUCCCCUUGGCAAAAAGGUUCAAGUUUUCUCAGGAUUCUGGACCGACUGAUGCAGAGGGAGAAAUCUUCUUCCCUACUACAGGGUUGACCAAUUCAAUAAUGGGUUACAUAAAUCCAUCACUGUUGAAAUACUAUUGUUUUCCUGCUGGCAUGCAGGGAGCCAGGCAAAAUCAUUUUCACUUGCAAAGCAACUCUGUGAGUGAGAAUACCCCAAUGAUGUCCAUUGAUAAUUUCUCUGGCAACUAUGUGAUGCCCAAGUUGGAUAGGAUAUCCACUGAGCUCAACAUUGGCAGUUCACAGUCUGACAACUUGUCACCAGAUAGUCAGAGCAGCAUGGUUUCCUUUGGCACAGAACUUACUGAAAAUGGGGGCUGCAACUCGAGCAAAGUGGGUGUUAGUUCGUUUCAACUGUUUGGCAAGAUAAUUCAUAUGAAAGAGCCAAUGGUAAGUAGAUUUGAGGAGGUUGGUUGCAUGGAAGAUGAUGAUGGUAAAAGAUAUGAUGAAGCUGUGAGUCUAAAAAACUCAUUAGAUCUUUCAAUGACUUACAGCUAUUCGAAGCUACUUGACAGGCUAGAUGUCCAAUGCCAAAGAGCCUCAGCUUUCGAAGGGUUUUCCUUGUGAAUGAAUCUGUGUCCACAUCAUGAAGAUGAGUAACUGUUUAGGUGAUUUAGGCAGGCAGGAAGCUGACACCUAAAUGACUUUGUCAGUAUUGGCUAAAAAUAAAUGACUUUGUCAGUAAUAGUUUACAUUUUAGUUUGUGCUGUUGGAGACUUUGGACUGUUAAAAUUGUUGACGUGUAUCGCAUUGUGUAUCGCAUUUUAUUACAUUAGAGAGUUCAUUUUGUUUGAGCUUGCAUCAAACUCUGGAUGAUUGGAGCAAAUCAGUUGACUUGCUGAUAUACAAGUUUCAUAUUUUCUUUGAUUUGGUGUUUUGCUAAUAUGAUUUUCGUAGCCUUAUAUCCUAACCCACAUACUUUCUGAUAGCAAUUUUAUUAGGCACUGGUAUAAAUACGCUUGGCUCUUUGGAGUAAAUCUUCAAUUUUGUCAAUUACAGGUCAUCUUAUAAUUCUUGAAAUCAAGGUUUAUUCGAUUU